AAAUAGCUCUUAUUUGUACUCUAGACUUGCAGAGUUAUUAUGUCUUAGCUUGUUUCUUCCUAAAUGUGUUUCUCUGAAGGAUUUAUUCCAACACAGCUGCUGCUUGAAGUUUAUUUUGUGGCCUUUUGGUAUUUUGUGUUAUUUAGUGCCUUAAUCCUCUCACCACUGCUUUUUUUUUGGUUGUAUGUACUCUUUUUCAGUCCACUAACGGAGCGGAAAGCAUGAAGCGAACUUUGAGGAAACUCAAACUCCGGGUGGCUGUAGUUGGAGCAGGAGCAGCGGGUUUAUGUGCCGCACGUCACGUCCUGUGCCGACCUGAAGUGUUUGAUGAGCCGGUGGUGUACGAGCUUAGUGACCGGGUGGGCGGAACCUGGUGCUAUGAUGAGCUGGUGGACAUGGUCGAGGAUGGCCGCCCGAUCCACAGCAGCAUGUAUAGAGACCUCAGGACCAACCUGCCUAAAGAGAUUAUGAUGUUUCCUGAUUUUCCAUUUGACUCUGACUUGCCCUCUUUUAUCUCCCACUGGGAUGUUCAGGCGUAUUUGGAGAGAUACUGCAUGAGUCAUGGCAUCACGCCACACAUAAAGUUCAACACCAUGGUGGAAGAGGUGAAGCCUAUCUCCAUGGAGACAGAGAAAGGGGGAGCCAUGAAGUGGAAGGUAAUUUCGCGUGGCACGCACGAAGGACAGAACAUACAGAUGUUCGACUCUGUGUUCAUCUGCGUUGGUCAUUACUCAGCUCCCCAUUUGCCCUCCAUUCCAGGAAUAAAGCAUUUUAAAGGAAAGGUGAUGCACAGCCACUUUUAUCGUUGCCCAGAGCCGUUUGCCUACCAGUCCGUUGUGGUCCUUGGUGCUGGAGCAUCUGGAAUCGACAUCUCGUUUGAGCUGGCUCAAGCGAAAGCUCAGGUGAUCCUAAGCCAUAAUAAGCCAGCACUGCCAUUUUCCUUGCCUUCAGGAAUCAAGCAGGCACCUCCUGUGAUGAAGGUGCUGAACGAUGGGUCUCUGUUGUUCCAGGAUGGCUCGGUGGCCAAACCUGAGGUUCUUCUGCUUUGCACUGGCUACAGUUACCACUUUCCAUUCCUUUGCCCAAAAGAGCUUGGCUUGGAGGUACAGCACCACCUAGUGGCUCCUCUUUAUGAGUACCUGCUGCCUCCAGCUUUUCCUUCGCUCUUCGUGAUAGGCAUGUGCAAAAUCAUUUGCCCUUUUCUUCAUUUCCAUUAUCAGGUCCAGUUUGCUCUUGCAGUUCUUGACGCCACAGUGCAGCUGCCCUCACGUAAGGUCAUGGAGGAAGAGGCCGAAAAAGAGAGACAAAGAAAAAUACAGAAGGGUGUUCAAGACAAACACCUCUUACAAAUGGACUCUGAUCAGUGGGAUUACUACAUAAACUUAGCAAAUACUGCAGGAAUUUCACCCCCAAACCCAGUUAUACAAAGUCUCUAUGAGGAAGUAGGGAGACAGCGGCGAGCAGAUCCUCAAGCUUACAGAGAAAUAAAUUACAGGCUGGUUGAUUCCACAACAUGGCAACUUCUUAAAGCACCUUGUGUAUGAACUGAUGGUGUUAG
Messenger RNA from Trichomycterus rosablanca, 1558 nucleotides. RefSeq lists its product as uncharacterized. Bases 222 to 1544 code for a protein of 440 amino acids. The record is from RefSeq and is a predicted model, not a curated record. The transcript is spliced from 7 exons. Gene Ontology annotation, molecular function: NADP binding; N,N-dimethylaniline monooxygenase activity; flavin adenine dinucleotide binding. NCBI's taxonomy places the organism in Eukaryota, Metazoa, Chordata, Actinopteri, Siluriformes, Trichomycteridae.